Messenger RNA from Carlito syrichta (Philippine tarsier), 3592 nucleotides. It is a transcript of the gene SLC35F6, whose product is annotated as solute carrier family 35 member F6. The coding region runs from base 92 to 943 and encodes 283 amino acids. NCBI's taxonomy places the organism in Eukaryota, Metazoa, Chordata, Mammalia, Primates, Tarsiidae. The transcript has 4 exons. Gene Ontology annotation, cellular component: membrane; intracellular membrane-bounded organelle. The record is from RefSeq and is a predicted model, not a curated record.
CUGCUGCAGGUGGGCAGACAACUUCACGGCCAAAGGCUGUGGAGAGAGCAAGGAUCACAGCUUCCAGCAUCCCUUCCUCCAGGCAGUGGGCAUGUUCCUGGGGGAGUUCUCCUGCCUGGCUGCCUUCUACCUCCUCCACUGCAGGGCUGCAAGGCAGUUGGACUCCAGCAUGGACCCCCAGCAGCCCUUCAACCCCCUUCUUUUUCUGCCCCCGGCCCUCUGCGACAUGACGGGGACCAGCAUCAUGUAUGUGGCUCUGAACAUGACCAGUGCCUCUAGCUUCCAGAUGCUGCGGGGUGCAGUGAUCAUAUUCACGGGCCUAUUUUCCGUGGCCUUCCUGGGUCGGAGGCUGGUGCUAAGUCAGUGGCUGGGCAUCCUGGCCACCAUUGCAGGGCUGGUGGUUGUGGGCCUGGCCGACCUCCUGAGCAAACACGACGAUCAGCACAAGCUCAGCGAAGUGAUCACAGGCCUCUUUGGCUUCGUGAUCCUCUCCCUGCUGCUCGUGCCCAUGUACUACAUCCCGGCGGGCUCCUUCAGUGGAAACCCUCGCGGGACGCUGGAGGACGCACUGGACGCCUUCUGCCAGGUGGGCCGGCAGCCGCUCAUCGCUCUGGCACUGCUGGGCAACAUCAGCAGCAUCGCCUUCUUCAACUUCGCGGGCAUCAGCGUCACCAAGGAGCUGAGCGCCACCACCCGCAUGGUGCUGGACAGCUUGCGCACCGUGGUCAUCUGGGCGCUGAGCCUGGCACUGGGCUGGGAGGCCUUCCAUGCACUGCAGAUCCUCGGCUUCCUCGUCCUCUUGAUGGGCACUGCCCUCUACAACGGACUGCACCACCCGCUGCUGGCCCGCCUGUCCAGGGCCCGGCCCCCAGCAGAGGAAGGCGAGCAGGAGAGACUGCUGGGUGGCGCUCUGGCUCAGACUCCCAUCAACGACACCAGCUGAGCCUCCUUUGAGGUUUCUGCUGCCUCCUGGGAGCUUCUUCCUCACCCUGAGGCUGAGGCCGUGCAGGCUGGUGGGCCUGAGUGCCCUGUCCCCAAGAUCUUGCCCUGCCCCACCCCCAGCCCCCCAGGGCAGCUGCUACCACAGCCGGUAACAGAAUGCCCAAGGCCCUUCUCACACCACCUGCAGGGUGAUGUUACCCAGGUCCGCUGCUCUGCUGCUCUGACUGACCCCAGCCCUUGUAGCCCCUCCUGCAGCACUAAAGCUAACUCUUCAGUGAAUCGGCAGGAAUUUACAGCCCAAGUAUUUCUGAAUCAUAACUAGAUUGUCACAAUAGACUGUCUAGUUUAUGAGUCAUAAGCUAGAUUUGGUUCUCUAAAAAAGAGAAGUGAGUGAGCAAGUUCAAACCAGAACUAAGCACUGUUUUCUAAAAUGUGUAAGGUAUUCCCUAAAGUUGUCUGGAGGCCUGGGUUUCAGCUCAGACGCAGCUGCAAACUCAGUGUUUACAGUCCCAGCAAUUGCCUGGUGGCUCUGGGCCUUAGUGUUAGGUUCUGGGAAGCAGGUGCUGAUACUGUAGCCUUUGGUGCCCUCUGACCCCAGCCUCCUGUGGGCCUAUGAGUGUGACCAGCCUGCAAAAACAGUAACAGCCCAUCGCUGGAAAUGCCAGUGGCGCCUCCCCUCUCCCCUUCUGUGCCUGUUUGUUGUGCUUGUUCACACACCCCAAGGCCUCCAUGCUUGAGAGAGGUUACAAGGGAAAUUGCAGGUGACCCUAGACAAUCAUUUUAUGAGCUCUUUACCUUCCAUUCUAAAGAUGAGGAAACAGGCCCAGAGUUGUGAGUUGUUAGUUGUUUGGCAAGAGGGAUCUCCUGUCCUCAGCUCUGCCCAGGGGGAACCCCAGCCCAUGCAGCCGAUUCUGUAGCAGACUGGGACCUGGAGCACAUCAGGAUCUCAGCCCGUUCCAGCAACCUGUCCGCAGAGACAACCCCCAGGACGAUGGCCUCACCAGUGUUCUGCCAUUUAGGGUGAUUCUGCUGUCCUGGACAUUGUGUGAAGUGACAACUUUUAUUCUCAUAACAGCUCUCAGGGGUAAAUAAACCCAGGCCCAGAGAAGGUUAAGUGACUGCCUUCUGGAGCCGGACCUGAGGUCCCACCUACCACGCAGAUCCAUGGGGUCUCCAGGGGGUCCACAGGAUUCAGGUGCUGUUGUGCUCCAGGUAGCCUCACCCUAAAGAGAAGGAUUGUGUCAACUAAGCAGUGUUCCAGUUGCUCACCAGAAUGGUUGAGUGCAGCCUCGGCCAUUUCCCUGGGCAGUUGAGUCAUAAACAAAACACCAACCGCCUUCCUUAAAAUAGCCUGAGGGAAAGAAGCUCUUGCCGGGCAAAGUCCUCGGGUUGUGUGGGAUUCCAGCAGUUCCUACAGCUUGUUGGCAGGGGAGGCCCAUUGCACGAGCUCUGAGUCCCAGGGACUCCUGAGUGUCUCUGGGCUACCGGGUCUAUCACAGGAAGAAGGACGUGAAGAUUAGGUAGAGACCCCAGCUGCUUUGUCCAGAAAACCUGGGGCCUUAGAAUGUUGUUUUGGACUUUUUUUUUUUUAAGGAAAAUUGGCAGUAUUGGAUUCUUUUUUUUUUAAUGAAAGAGAAGAGCACAAGAGAGUAGGGGGGGUGAGCUAGAAUGUUGGAAGGAAAAGCUCAUGUGAAAGCAUAGGCAUCCUCUAGUCUUCCACUCACUCUUCAGAUGAAGAAACAGAAGCCCAGAAAGGGGAAGGGACUUCCCCAAGGUCGCACAGCCAGUUACAGGCAAAGCCAGUUUCCUGGUUCUCAGUCCUUGCCCAUUCCAUUCUGCCACAGAUAGUGUAGCCUGGAGCCCACAUGAGAGUCAGGACUGCUCCUGCUGUGGCUGCCCUACCUGUGUGCCAAACUGAGCAAACUGUUAACGAGGGUGUUAGGGGAACCCUUGGCCUUUAUUUGAAUGCUAUCGUAGGAGACUGUUGGCUUUGACACUUAAAUCAUUGGGGGGUUAUAAUAGGAGGUGGUGAGGGGUGGCAGAGCACAGGGAAGGGACCCCUGUCGGACCUGCCACCAACUCAGGCAAGUCACUUACCUCCAAGCAAGUUGGGUAUUCACAUCUCUACAACAGGCAAACAAGCCUCGGUCUCAUAGCCUAGUUGUGAAAAUUGCAGAUUUGUAGGUGCUUGGAAACUGCCAACGCCCGGUGGAGCGUUGUGUAGGGCUGGCUCUCCACAGGGGUGGUGCAUCUCAGUGGCACACAGGUCCCAGAAGAAGCACUGCUCAUGGCACCACUUUUCCUCAGAGGGGGAGAAAUAUUUUAUCAAAAGACCAUCAUGGAGUAAAAUGUAAAAGUCAUAUUGUUUAUAAAUUAAAGAUGAAACCUGGAGACGUGUUUAUGCUGACAGUGGCUACCCUCCCAGAUCCCGGAAGAUGAGUGUGUUUAGAGGGUGACUUCGUGAGGCCUGGCCACGUCGGGCUGGUCAUGUCUGAGGGAGGUAAGGCUCUUCAAUCCUGCGAAGGGUUGUGGGAAAUGUCUAGCUGUGGCCUGUCAUUCCGGAUGGUAGGAGUUUGGCAAAGAGGCCCUUAACCUGAAAUUAGAAUUGACUGAUCGCAAACUUAAAAGAAGUGGUUUAAUUACAGUCUAA